This is a messenger RNA of Poecilia reticulata (guppy), 997 nucleotides long. The record is from RefSeq and is a predicted model, not a curated record. Lineage: Eukaryota; Metazoa; Chordata; Actinopteri; Cyprinodontiformes; Poeciliidae.
AUGGCUGAACCUGCUGUGUCUGUGGCGGAUAUGAACCCAGCCCGCCUGGGACUGUCAGGGUUACAGCUGGAAUACAAUCACUGCGUUUUCUCGUUGCUGAUUGUUGGAAUCGGGGUUUAUGCCAAAGUCCAGAAAGCUACAGACACGGUGCGGGACACGUUCCUCAUCGACCCAGCUGUCAUCCUAAUUGUGGUGGGGGUGGUGAUGUUCUUCAUCACUUUCUGCGGCUGCAUCGGCGCCCUCAGAGAGAACAUUCGCCUCCUCAAGACGUUUUCCUUCACGCUGACGCUGGUCUUCCUCAUCCAGCUGGUUAUAGCAGUUCUGGGCUUUUUCCACUCUGAUCAGACCCGAGAUGCUCUGGGGAAGUUUGUGAAGAAAGCGAUCGUUCACUACAGGGAUGACCUGGAUCUGCAGAAUCUGAUGGAUUACAUCCAGAAAGAGUUUAAGUGCUGUGGGUGGAACAACUACACCGACUGGUCCUGGAACCUCUACUUCAACUGCUCCCAGGAAAACCCCAGCUCGGAGCGCUGCGCCGUGCCGUUCUCCUGCUGCACUCCGGUUCCUGGAGAGUCGGUGAUCAACACCAUGUGUGGCUUCGGCGUUCAGACGCAGCAGUCCCAGGAAGUAGACGGGUCCAUCUACUCUGUGGGCUGUGCAGACAGAGCGGUGUUGUGGAUGGAGUCUCACCUGCUGCUGGUGGGCGCGCUGACCCUGGGCCUGGCCUUACCUCAGAUUGCCGGCAUCGUGCUGUCCCAGAUCCUGAUCUCUCAGAUCCAAGAUGAGAUCGCUUCGCCGUUUUGAGGGCAGAAGGAAGAAGUUCUGGUCCAAUCAGAGUCAACACAUCUAGAUUACAUAUCCUUUGGCAAAACUGUUUUCAUGCACUUUACUGUGACACACAUGCAUAGUGCAAAGUGUUUAUUUAUUGGUUCUCAUUACUAAUAGAAAAGUGUAUUGAAAAAGUUAUACAUUUGAAAAUAAAUGUGAAUAUUACUUUGAA